AUGAUGAUCAAUUCUCACCUGCAGAAACCUCCCUCCUCGUUGCCCUCCUCAUUGUCAUCUCCAUUGCCGGUGACGAAUACCAAAGAUGGUAUUCGUGCCACUGCCGCUGAGGUUGAAGCUCGAGCCAUGAUGAAUACUAUAACUUCAUUAGCACAGAGUAAUGAAGCAGUUACAGUGAAGGCUGUGGUCACUGUGAAACUAACAGCCGGAAGUAUCAUCUCCAACUUGUUUGGUUUGACAGCACCCCUCGAUCUUUUCACUGAUUUGCUCGGCAAAACCUUUCUUCUUGAGCUUGUCAGCGCCGAGCUUGACCCUAAAACUGGGUUGGAGAAGAAACCGAUCCAGGGAUAUGCGCACAAAGUGAACAAGAUCAAUGACGAGGUGAUGUACGAGAGUUCCUUCUCCGUCCCAGCCGGUUUUGGAGAGGUGGGGGCUGUUCUGUUUGAAAAUCAGCACCACGAGGAGCUUUACAUCAAAACCAUACAUUUACACAUCAAUGGCUUCCCAGAUCCUUCUCCUGUUACUGUUACUUGUGAUUCAUGGGCUCACUCCAAGUAUGUCAAUCCAGACAAGAGAAUCUUCUUCACCACCAAGUCUUACUUACCAUCAGCGACACCAAGUGGAUUGAAGAAGCUAAGAGAACUGGAGCUGCAAUAUUUGCGAGGAAAUGGAGAGGGUGAAAGAGAAACAUCAGACAGGAUUUAUGAUUAUGACACAUACAAUGAUCUCGGAGAUCCGGAUAGUGAUGAUGGAUUGGCCAGGCCUGUGCUCGGCGGCAAAGAGCACCCAUACCCUAGGCGCUGCAGAACAGGACGGCCACGCACUGAAAAGGAUCCACUAUCGGAGCAGAGAAGCAGCAGUGUGUAUGUACCAAGAGAUGAAGCUUUUGCAGAGGUGAAACAAGUGACAUUCGCGGCAAAGACCCUGAAAUCGGUGCUGCACGCAUUGCUUCCUCAGCUUGAGAUGACACUGGUUAAUCCAAACCUAGGGUUUCCCUACUUCACAGCCAUAGAUUCACUGUAUAAUGAAGGAGUCACAAUGCCUAAGCCAAAUGUUAGUGGGUUUUUUCAAUCAAUCAUCCCAAGGCUAGUGAAGUCUGUUAGUAACAGCCAAGACGAUCUUCUGCUCUUUGAGACACCUGAAAUAAUUGAUCGUGACAAGUUUUCCUGGUUUAGAGACGAAGAAUUUUCUCGGCAAACACUAGCUGGUCUUAAUCCAUUUAGCAUACAGCUAGUCACGGAAUGGCCAUUGAAGAGUAAGCUUGACCCCGAGAUAUAUGGUCCACCUGAAUCAUUGAUCACCACAGAACUUGUGGAGAAAGAAGUCAGAGGUUGCAUGACUGUCAAGGAGGCCAUGAAAAGAAAGAAGAUGUUCAUUUUGGAUUAUCAUGAUCUGCUCUUGCCUUAUGUGAGCAAAGUGAGAGAAAUAGAAGGGACCACGCUGUAUGGUUCUAGGACACUCUUCUUCCUCACUAGAGAAGAGACACUGAGGCCUAUUGCCAUUGAACUAACUCGUCCGCCUAUCGGUGACAAGCCGCAAUGGAAGCAAGUGUUUACUCCAACCUGGGAUGCUACAGGAUGCUGGCUGUGGAGAAUUGCUAAAGCACAUGUUUGUGCUCAUGAUGCUGGCUAUCAUCAGCUCGUCGUCCACUGGCUGAGGACUCAUUGCUGCACAGAGCCAUACAUAAUUGCUGCCAAUCGCCAAUUGAGUGCAAUGCAUCCCAUCUAUAGACUUCUACUUCCUCAUUUUCGGUACACAAUGGAAAUCAAUGCCCUCGCUCGAGAAAGUCUCAUCAAUGCAGGUGGAAUCAUCGAGAGCUCCUUCUCACCGGCAAAGUACUCCAUUGAGCUCAGUUCAGCUGCUUAUGACAAGUUUUGGCGCUUUGACAUGGAAGCUUUGCCAGCAGAUUUGAUCAGAAGGGGAAUGGCAGUUGAGGAUCCCACCACUGAGCAUGGCUUGAAGCUAACAAUUAAAGAUUACCCAUUUGCAAAUGAUGGUCUCAUUCUUUGGGAUGCCAUUAAGGAGUGGGUGAGUGACUAUGUGAAACACUACUAUCCAGACCCAGCUCUGGUUGAGAAUGAUCAAGAGCUUCAAGCAUGGUGGACAGAAGUUAGAACCAAAGGCCAUGCUGACAAAAAGGAUGAGCCAUGGUGGCCAGUUCUGAAAACCCAAGAAAACCUUACACAAGUUUUGACAACAAUAAUUUGGGUAACAGCUGGUCAUCAUGCAGCAGUAAACUUUGGCCAGUACAUGUAUGGGGGAUACUUCCCAAAUCGACCUACAAUAGCUCGAACCAACAUGCCAACUGAAGAUCCAUCUGAGGAGUUUUAUCAAAACUUUUUGAAGAGGCCAGAAUCUGCAUUGCUAAUGUGUUUCCCCUCACAAAUUCAAGCAACCAAAAUUAUGGCUGUUUUAGACGUGUUGUCGAACCAUUCACCGGAUGAGGAGUAUCUUGGGGAGAUUAUGGAGUCGUCUUGGGCUGAAAACCCUGUCAUAAAAGCCACAUUUGAGCGCUUCAAUGGGAAUCUGAAGAAGCUAGAAGGAAUAAUCGAUGAAAGGAAUACCGAUACAAACCUUAAAAACAGAGUUGGAGCAGGAGUUAUCCCGUAUGAGCUUUUGAAGCCAUUCUCAAAGCCAGGGGUCACAGGAAUGGGAGUUCCUUAUAGUAUUUCAAUUUGA
This is a messenger RNA of Fragaria vesca subsp. vesca, 2679 nucleotides long. Its product is annotated as linoleate 13S-lipoxygenase 2-1, chloroplastic-like. Gene Ontology annotation, biological process: lipid oxidation. NCBI's taxonomy places the organism in Eukaryota, Viridiplantae, Streptophyta, Magnoliopsida, Rosales, Rosaceae. Gene Ontology annotation, molecular function: protein binding; oxidoreductase activity, acting on single donors with incorporation of molecular oxygen, incorporation of two atoms of oxygen; metal ion binding. The record is from RefSeq and is a predicted model, not a curated record. The transcript has 9 exons. Bases 1 to 2679 code for a protein of 892 amino acids.